AUGAGUAAAGGUACGUUUAAAAUAACUGUUAAAACUGCGAAUCUUACAAAACUCAAAGAAGAAGCUAACAAAAUAUAACCGUUUGCUUAAAUAGUUUUUGGAGAAUAAGUCUAAAAUACAAAAGUAUAUGAAGGGGGAGGCUUAAACCCUACAUGGAAUGAAACUUUUGUUUUUAAAAAAAAAGAUGAAUAUAGACUUGGUAUUUACGUAUUGAAAAGCGAUACGGGAAGCAAAGAUGAUUUGAUAGGUAUGCAAGAAGUAGGAAUCAAUUCAUUUAUUAAAAAGAAAAGUGUAGUUGAUCAUCCAGUAGAAUUGAUGAGCGAAGGAGCUAUAAUUGGUGAAAUAUUACUAAAUAUUGAGUUUAUCUAAGAAGCUGGACCUGCUCAGUCGUGGUUAAACACUAAUAAGAAAAAAAAGCAAUUUAAUGUGCAUAAAAUUUUAAUCACAAAAAUAAAAGCAAAUUUGGAAUUUGAGAGUGGUAACUCACCUUCUCUUGCUGAUAUAAAUAACUUGAGCCCAAUUUUAAAAAUAACUAUGGGAAAAAAAACUUGGAGAACAAAUCCUUCUAUAUCAUCUGGAAAGAAUCUUAAGUGGCCAGAGACUUUUAAUUUAGUGAUAGAAACCGAAUAAGAACUCUCUUUAGAAAUAGUUGAUGGUGAAUAAAUUGAAGAAAAAAUUGGAUCUGCUAUCUUAAAAUUUAAAUAAAUUCCCUAAGGAUCUACAUCUAAUAAAAUCCCACUCAUUUUAGAUGGGUAAACAGUUGGAAAUCUAUAUUUUUAAAGCGAAUAUUAACUACCUGAGGCUCCUCCUACCAUUAGCUUAGAUGACUCUCUUGCAAGUAUAGGAAGAUUAGCCAGUCCAUAUAUAUUUAGACCAGCAAAACUUAUUGUUUCUACUAUUAGGGUUUAUUUAGAAAAAAAUCUAUAAGUUUAAGAUCCUUAAGUUCUGAUUCUUUGGGGAAGUUAGAUAGAAAAAUCGUCUGUAUUGACAGAUUAAACAACCUCAAAGCCUGAAUGGAAAGAGCUAAUUGUGUUUAACUAAAGUUCUUUCGAUAAUAAGAUUGAAGUUAAGCUUCUCGAUAAAAACAUUAAAUCAGAAGAUGAUUUUAUAGGGUAUGGGUAUCUAAUACUCGAAUCCUCUGUUUCAGAAGGUGGUAAGUUCAGGUCUUAAAAAAUAGAGCUUUACAAUUAUAAUGUCUUACAAGGCUAAAUGUAUAUAGACUUUGAAUUUAAAUUAGAAAAUUAAGGUAAAGAUUCCUCUAAAAAUGAUCCAUUGGAUGUUAAAAAGAAGACUAAACCAACAGAGGAGGAAAUAAAAAAAAGAGAAAUACUUUAAAAAAGAAGAGAUCUUAUGAAGUAAAGUGUGAUGUCUAAUGAAAGAAACAAAAGCUUUUUACCUUAAUUAGACGAUAAUAGCAAUAUAUUUAGAAUAAAAACUCCUGCAAUUAGACACUCCCCUUCACCCCCAAAACCCCCUCAAGCAAUAAAAGUUGCUCACUCAAUAUCUUUACCAAAAAUAAACUAUAAAAUUAAUGUUUAUGAGUACAAUAAACUCUAUAAAGAUUCUGUAUUUGGUUUGGGAAUGUCAAAUGUUCACAGUGCUUAAUCCUUAAGGCAUAGUAUUCCCUCUUUCUCUAUAAGUUAGGCACCAAGGUUUCCAGAAAAGAAGUAUGAUGGGUUUGAUUCAUUCAGUUAUAAUGCUCCUUCUAACUUUAAUGGGAAAUAUUUUGAUAAUGGUAAAUUUACCAAACAAAAAUUAUUUACUCCAGAUUCGAGAUAUCAAAUUUUCCAUAAGUCUCCUACUCAAAAACCAGGUGUCUCAUUUGGUUUAGGAUAAAGAUUUUAAACUAAAGUAGAUAACUCACCUGGUUAUUAUUAAGGUCCUUAGCUUCUUAAUUAUAAUUGA
Messenger RNA from Tetrahymena thermophila SB210, 1905 nucleotides. RefSeq names its product C2 domain protein. The transcript has 5 exons. The record is from RefSeq and is a predicted model, not a curated record. NCBI's taxonomy places the organism in Eukaryota, Ciliophora, Oligohymenophorea, Hymenostomatida, Tetrahymenidae.